CUUCGGGAGUAAGUUCUGUAACACAGACGGGUGAAGCAGCCGUGUGUCCCCACAUCCACCAUGAAUCACCAGCAGCCAGCCCCUCUCAUCCCCCCUGUCCACCCUGAUGUGCAGAUGAAGCCUCUUCCCUUCUACGAUGUGCUGGAUGUUCUGAUCAAACCUUCAAGUCUGGGAGCGAGUACAGCACAGAGGUACCACCAGGAAAAAUAUUUUAUCUUUGCGUUGACGCCACAACAAGUUAGAGAAGUGUGCAUCUCCCGAGACUUUCUACCAGGUGGGAGGAGAGACUAUAUGGUUCAGAUUCAGCUGAGGUUUUGUUCAUCAGAGACAAGCUGCCCUCAGGAGGACAAUUACCCCAACAGUCUUUGCAUAAAGGUCAAUGGAAAACUGCUUCCUUUGCCAGGCUACGCACCGCCACCAAAAAAUGGAGUGGAACAGAAGAGACCAGGAAGACCACUCAACAUUACCUCCCUUGUUAGACUCUCAUCUGCAGUACCCAAUCAGAUUUCAGUGACAUGGGCACCUGAAAUUGGAAAGACCUAUUCCAUGUCUGCGUACUUGGUGAGGUAGCUGAUGUCUCCCCUGCUCCUGCAAAGACUGAGGAUGAAGGGCAUCAGGAACCCAGACCACUCCAGAGCACUGAUUAAAGAGAAGCUGACAGCAGAUCCAGACAGUGAGAUUGCUACAACAAGCCUUCGAGUGUCUCUUAUGUGCCCGCUGGGUAAAAUGCGACUGACAGUGCCAUGCAAGGCUGUGACGUGCUCCCAUUUGCAGUGUUUUGAUGCUGCCCUCUACCUGCAGAUGAAUGAGAAGAAACCCACCUGGAUCUGUCCUGUGUGUGACAAGAAGGCUGCAUAUGAGAGCCUCAUCAUUGAUGGUUUGUUCUUGGAGAUCCUGAACGACUGCUCGGACGUGGAUGAAAUCAAGUUCCAGGAGGAUGGGACGUGGUGCCCAAUGAGACCAAAGAAAGAAGCUGUAAAGAUCCCCACUCAGUCCGUUCCAAAGGUGGACACCUUGGCUCCUUUGCGUCAACCAUCGGUGGCCCCUCAUUCUACUGAGCCCAGCUACACCAAGAGGGCGGAUGUGAUUGAUCUGACUAUAGAAAGCUCUUCUUUUGAUGAUGAAGAGGACAAAGACCCUCCACCCAAGAAACGCUGUGUCUACAUUUCCAAGAAUGAGGAGAUGCAUGCAAAGAGAGUGUUGAGCUACCAGCCCACUGUGCGAGUGCCAAACGUCUAGGCCCUGGACCCGUCAUAUCUGAACUCUACACUGGCCGACUAUGCAGUCCCCUUCCAUCCUUCUGCCUUGGCCUCCAUCCCCACAGAUAUGCAGAGUCUGGAUCUGGAAGUCCCACACUUUUCUAACCCUCUGUCAGCCAAGUGGAAGCUAACGCCAGACAAGCUCAGCUAA
This is a messenger RNA of Pelmatolapia mariae (spotted tilapia), 1410 nucleotides long. Its product is annotated as E3 SUMO-protein ligase PIAS2-like. Gene Ontology annotation, biological process: regulation of transcription by RNA polymerase II; protein sumoylation. Gene Ontology annotation, molecular function: transcription coregulator activity; SUMO ligase activity; zinc ion binding. The record is from RefSeq and is a predicted model, not a curated record. Gene Ontology annotation, cellular component: chromatin. The transcript has a single exon. NCBI's taxonomy places the organism in Eukaryota, Metazoa, Chordata, Actinopteri, Cichliformes, Cichlidae.